UUUUUUGCUUGCGUUUGCUCGACGCUCGUCUCCUCUCCUCUGCUCGGGGAGUCGGGGUUAACCUUGUUUCGCCGCUGAUCAACCACCCACACAUCGCCCUCUCUUAAACCCCCUACCACGCCUCCCUCCGCCAGCACCAAACCCGCCGCCGUCGACUCGCCGGGAGACCGGCCGACUCCACCACCUCCAAGCUUCCUGGAGAACGCCGCCGUCUCCUAUUCCAAUUCGACCCGCCGGCCGCCCAACAAGCAACAUUUGUUGGGUCUAAAGCCUAGGACAGUUUUCAUGGGUCCAGCAAAAGAUUCUCAAACAAUUAAAAAGAUCACAAUAAAAGGAUAUGAGGAUCGGCAGCAGCUCCAGGAGUCACCUAGUCCAAGCAAGAGGAGGAAAACCACAGACUUAGGUCAGAAAUGGAGCCAGGAUGAGCUUAUGCACUCCUAUAAAGCUUACCAUCGACAUGGAAAAGACUGGAAAAAGAUCAGCGCACCGGUGGGUCAUAAAUCAUCAGACAUGGUAAAAGCUCUCCACAGGAUGCAUCAAGCUGAAUCCCCAAGUCAUAGGGGAAACAAUCAAACGGUUGGAGCAUCUAAGAAGGCAAAUAAACGUGGACAAGCUAGACAGCAGAAAGUAUAUGAAGCGCUUCACCCUCACGACUCCUGUCAUGAAGGGAUGAUUCCUGGAUUUUCACCUUCCUUCAAGAAAAGAUACUAUGGAGAACUGGCCAGGAACAGUCAGAGCCAUGUUGUUGGGAAUCGUACGCCUCGGAUACCGGUUAUAGUUCCUGCAGACAGGAAUGCUACUGAUGAUGCCACACCUGAAAUUAAAAAGGCCAUCAGUUCUGCCAAAAAGAAUAAUGAAGAGAUCAAUAAUGAUUGCACUAAUUUUCCAAUGAAUGAGUGCUCUCCUAAUGGAAGAUCUGGAAUCAUGGAAUCAACUAAAUCUGUUCAAGGCCAGACUUUCUUUGAGACCAAAGGAACCGGAGACGCUGAGAUAUGUCUGACUCAUCAACAUUUGAAAAAAAGAAGAAUUGAGCUAACUAUGGAUGGCAGUCGGAUCGGUAAAGUUGAGCAUGCUGCCAUGAUGGUGGCUGAAGAAGGGAAUAAACCUGUUAGUUUACUCAACCAACAACAGAUACUUAGUGAGUUUAUUUCUGAAGAUGAUAUGUUGGUCUUAGAUGUAUUGCAGAGUCUGGUGAAUGCACCCAAUAAAAUUUCAAAACUCAGGGUUAAUAUCCCUUCAGGUACACUUGGAAAAAGUGACUUUGCAUUAUCUCACAGAAAGUAUGAAGGGUGUUCUCCGGUUGAUCUAUCGGAACAAGGGAAGACAGUUGGUGAAUGCACUUCUUCCAAGACCAGGCAGAAAAAACACAAGAAGUUAUUAGACACAGAGCUGCCUGCUGGAGAGACAAACAUAGCACACACGAUUGAUAUUACUGAGGAUCCCUCGAAUCCUGACUAUUCAGGAGGGAUGACAAAUUUACCGGAAUCAACUGCAAAUAUUUCCGCUGAAGUGUACCCAACCUUACCAAGUUAUAUCAAGUGUGAAAUAAGUAUGUCAUGGAGGAGUAAAAUAAAAUCCAAAAUGCAUAGCAAAACAAAGUAUGUGUCAUGUAAAGAAGGUUCAGACAAUUUACAGGCAAGAAAAUUUCUGCACUGCUUGUCAUCUGAAUCGCUUCGCAGAUGGUGUACAUACGAGUGGUUCUACAGCGCAGUUGAUUAUCCAUGGUUUAUGGAUAAUAAUGAGUUUGUGAAGUACUUAAAUCACUUAAAUUUGAGUCAUGUGUCAAGACUGACUAGAUCUGAGUGGAACAAAAUACGAAGUUCUCUUGGCAAGCCCCGACGCUUUUCUGAUCAUUUUCUGGCGGUGGAAAAAGAAAAUCUAGAGGAUUACCGCGGGAAAGUUAGGAAAUACUAUGCUCAACUAAGUGAUGGUUCACUGGAUUCUGUACCAGCAGGCCUAGCUCAGCCUUUUUCAAUCGGCCAGCAGGUCAUUGUUCGUCACCCAAGUUCUAGGGAACUUUGUGAUGGUAAAGUGGUGAUGGUGGAGUGGGACAGUUGCAAGGUCGAAUUUGAUAACCCUGACUUUGGUAUUGAUGUAGUAAAGGACACUGAUUGUAUGCCUGCAAAUUGGUUGGAUAAUCUUCCUUAUGACGUCAAGAGCAGCUCUCUUUCAUAUAAUGUACACGGCAUAAUGGAGAUGGAGCACAUUCAGACGCUUAGUCGAAGUAGGGACUGGGGUCAUACAAGGAAUGGAGUUUCCAUAUCUGAGAUGCCCGAAAGCUUGCAAAUUACAUCAGAUGAACAGCUUAAGGCUGAAUACUCUGUAGACAAUGAAAGACCACCAAAAAAGAGUACUCUUGAUGACACCGUACAAUCUAGAGGUUGCCCAAACAACAGUGUUUGUCACAACGAUGAGCAAGAGUCGUACAUUACUGCAUUUGUCCAAAGCUCGCAAUCACAAGCCAGGCAGAUUUUUGACGAGGUCAUGCAGGCAAUCUCUGAAGGUAACGAUUCUCAAGAUGAAGAGGCAGGUACGUGGGAUCAAGCAACCAAUUGUAUAGACCCUGAAUCUGGAGCUGCUAUUCGUGAUGAUGCCCAACUUCCAUCCAACCUGAUAAUGAACUGCACUGCCACUGUUCUUGCAAUCAAGCGCCUUGGCGACUCGCGGCAUCCACCUGCUAACAUAGCAGGUGUCCUGGAGCAUAUGUCCUCAAUGCUGCGCCCAAGCUGUCCAGAGAACCUCGCAAUCUGCAAAGACAUAGAGAAACAUUUCUCCAUCAUAAAGAACCAGCUACUAGCACUUGUGUGCAAGGCGUGCUGCUAACUAAAGUUCCCUUCCCCGCUGCCUUCUUCCAGACCUGUCGGGCCUAGUAGUCAGAGUGCUACUUCCUCUGAUAACCACACGGUUGUUGCUGCCUUCCGACCGUGAUUUGCUAAUUUUAUCGGCAAGUCCUAUUGCAUGACAGCAAAGCAUAGCAUAUGGAAGAAAGUUAUGCUGUGCUAACAUGAGUUUGGAUAUGCAGCGUUGAAUCUUUGACUGCUAAGCUUCCUUGUAACAUGUGUAUAUAUAUUCCUUCACGAACAGAUUCUUCUCCUUUCUGGUUCGUCAUAGUUGGCGAGCACAGUUUCAGGAUAAUGGGCAUCGAUAUUGUAGCGAGUAAUGAUAGUGUACAGUCAUGAAUACAAUGUGCAUCCAAAUUUUAUAGAUCGUGAUGUAAAUUCGUGAAUCAAACGAUAUAAGCCUGGAAGUGUUUCAUUGAAACAAAAUGAUAUUUAACAAGUGAAGCGAACAAAAUGAUAUUUCCCGAUCGUGAUUUGCAG
Messenger RNA from Phragmites australis (common reed), 3320 nucleotides. Its product is annotated as protein ALWAYS EARLY 3-like. The transcript has 15 exons. Gene Ontology annotation, biological process: DNA-templated transcription; regulation of transcription by RNA polymerase II; regulation of cell cycle. Lineage: Eukaryota; Viridiplantae; Streptophyta; Magnoliopsida; Poales; Poaceae. Bases 286 to 2823 code for a protein of 845 amino acids. The record is from RefSeq and is a predicted model, not a curated record. Gene Ontology annotation, cellular component: nucleoplasm; transcription repressor complex. Gene Ontology annotation, molecular function: DNA binding.